GCAAACGUAGGAAAUAGUGGGUAGCAAGUGAUGCCUCGCCAUUACUUCUUAGAAACUUCUUGAAAUUAUCCAAAAGUGAAAGAAAAGAAAUGAAAGAAACUUCACAACUUUUUCGUCCCCCCUUCAGUGCAGUCAAUGACUCAAUCCAGCUUGGCAAUGUCGAAUCUUCAUCUCAAUUCAUAUAUCUUACAAAAUGACCAUUUAUUUUGUCAAUCUUCCAUCUUCUCAGACAAGACCUGCUGCAAUACACAAGCAUCUUCAUCCCCGAUUCCAAUUGCUGACCGUUUCUACGUUUUCAAGAUAUAUAAAGCAACCCAUACUCUUCAUUCUUAACAUCAGCUGCAUGCAAACCGUUCUCUCGUCUUCGCUUCCUCUACAUUGUUGAAUACUUGAGAUUUCGUUUUUUGUUUCUUGUUAGGAGUGUCUGUGACCAUGCCUUUCAUCCAACUUAACUACCGCUUGUUUUGUUUUGUCCGUGAUCUUUUAUUUGAUUCAAUUCCCAGCUGGAUAAGUAGCACCCAAAGUCAUUUGACAAGAUUUGGGUCCUCUCUCCAAUGCCAAGAUUCCCAAGUACUCGAUGUCGGCAAAUCAAAGGUUUGGGCUGAGAAGAAGAAUUCAGAUUUUAAUCUGAGUCAGCAGCACACUUGCUUAAGCGAAAAGAAAGAUGAUAGCAGCUUGAGCAGAGGGGAUGCGGCAAUGGUCAUGCAAAGAUUGGGAAUUGUGUGCAGCCCAGAAGGCGAUAAACUUCAGGAGCGGCUCAGUUCUAAUGAACUUUCAGGGCUUUUUGAGGAGAAGGAACCAAGUUUGGAGGAGGUGAAGGAAGCUUUUAAUGUUUUUGACGAGAACAGGGAUGGGUUCAUUGAUGGGAGGGAGCUGCAGAGAGUUCUCUGUAUUUUGGGUUUGAAGGAAGGAGAGGAUUUGGCCAACUGCAACAAAAUGAUCAGUGCAUUGGAUGAAAACGGUGAUGGAAGAAUAGAUUUCCACGAAUUUAUAAAAUUCAUGGAGAAUAUUGAAUGAAAAAUUCUAUUCAUUAUCACUAUGCACCAAUUAUUAUUAUUAUUAUUAUUAUUAUUUACUAAAUGUGUGAUUUGUGGGGAAAAAAAUUAAGAAAAAAUAGAAAAAGUAUAUUGUAUGGU
Carya illinoinensis is the source of this 1136-nucleotide messenger RNA. Its product is annotated as probable calcium-binding protein CML46. The transcript has a single exon. Bases 433 to 1017 code for a protein of 194 amino acids. Lineage: Eukaryota; Viridiplantae; Streptophyta; Magnoliopsida; Fagales; Juglandaceae. Gene Ontology annotation, molecular function: calcium ion binding. The record is from RefSeq and is a predicted model, not a curated record.